Dunckerocampus dactyliophorus (ringed pipefish) is the source of this 4893-nucleotide messenger RNA. It is a transcript of the gene esr2b, whose product is annotated as estrogen receptor 2b. Bases 251 to 2434 code for a protein of 727 amino acids. Gene Ontology annotation, biological process: estrogen receptor signaling pathway; regulation of DNA-templated transcription; cellular response to estradiol stimulus. The transcript is spliced from 13 exons. Gene Ontology annotation, molecular function: steroid binding; zinc ion binding; nuclear receptor activity. NCBI's taxonomy places the organism in Eukaryota, Metazoa, Chordata, Actinopteri, Syngnathiformes, Syngnathidae. The record is from RefSeq and is a predicted model, not a curated record. Gene Ontology annotation, cellular component: nucleus.
CCGCUCUCCCUGUGUUGGCGUCCGCUUGACAAUUAAAGCUCAAAGAUGCUUGAGACGAAACAUUUGGGAGGGAGGAACAUGAUCUCAUGCUCUUUUUAUUACACAAAUGAAUCAACGCAUCUUUGCAGCGAGAACAAAAGCGCUGCGUCCGUCAGGGACUUGUGGUAACCACGGGAACCAAGCUUAUGACCAAAAGUCAUCCAAAUCACUCUGUCUCUUCAUCCACGCGGACCAGCCAGGUCCACUUUAAAUGGAAGAGGAAAACGAGUGCUUUUCCGGAGAGGGGGGCGUAUCCCGUGACGUCACCACUCCAGGCCGACGCUGUCAGGCUGCUGAGAUCACUGCGAGAAGGAGGAGGAAGCUGAUGAGGAGGAGAACACUUGUUGCUGCUCCUUACAAGAACGAGAACAAGAAGAAGAAGCCCUCGUGCUUAUUCCUGGAUCGACAAGAAGAAGAGCGUCAGCAUUCGUCUUCAGCGGAGGAUGUGUUAGACCAUCGUCAGGGUUGUCGUCAUCACCAGAUUCCAAUGGUUGACUGCCUCCAGAUGGCGUCCUCUCCCGUGCUGGACGCCGAGCCGGCGCCGCUGCUUCAGCUCCAGGAGGUGGACUCCAGCAAGAGCUCUCCAGGACUCCUACCCACCAUCUACAGCCCCCCGCUGGGUGUGGAUGGCCACACGCUGUGCAUCAGCUCACCCUUCACGGACAGUAGUCAUGACUACGGACACGGACCUCUGGCUUUCUACAGCCCGUCCAUGCUGAGCUACGCCCGGCCUCCCAUCAGCGACAGUCCGUCCUCUAUGUGUCCGUCACUUAGUCCCUCUGCCUUCUGGUCCUCACACGGACACAACGAGCCCUCACUGAGCCUUCGCUGUCCCCAGCCUCUCAACUACAACGACGCUAGCCCACACUGGAUGGAGGCUAAAGUACUCAACCACAGCAGUUCCGUCAUCAGCUGUCCCAAAUUGAUGGGGAAGCGUUCCGACGACGGCGGUGGCACCAAGUCGGACACUCACUUCUGCGCCGUGUGCCACGAUUACGCCUCAGGCUACCACUACGGCGUGUGGUCAUGUGAGGGCUGCAAGGCCUUCUUCAAGAGGAGCAUCCAAGGCCACAAUGACUACAUUUGUCCUGCCACCAACCAGUGCACCAUCGACAAGAACCGCCGCAAAAGCUGCCAAGCCUGCCGCCUACGAAAGUGUUAUGAAGUUGGCAUGAUGAAGUGUGGCGUAAGGCGGGAGCGCUGCAGCUACCGUGGCUCCCGCCACCAACGACGCGGGGCCCUCCAGCCCCGGGGUCUGGUCCGGGUGGGCCUGCCUCCCCGGGCCCAGCGGCACCUCCACUUGGAGGCACCGCUAACAUCAUUGCCGCAGGCCGAGCGAGUGCCGCGGUCGAGCAUGAGCCCCGAGGAGUUCAUCUCUCGCAUCAUGGAAGCGGAACCGCCUGAGAUCUACCUAAUGGAGGACCUGAAGAAGCCCUUCACCGAAGCCAGCAUGAUGAUGUCGCUCACCAAUCUGGCCGACAAGGAGCUCGUCCUCAUGAUCAGCUGGGCCAAGAAGAUCCCAGGCUUUGUGGAGUUAAGUCUGUCAGACCAGAUCCACUUGCUGAAGUGCUGCUGGCUGGAGAUCCUCAUGCUGGGCCUCAUGUGGAGGUCUGUGGACCAUCCUGGAAAGCUCAUCUUCUCCCCGGACUUCAAACUCAACAGGGAGGAAGGUCAGUGUGUGGAAGGCAUCAUGGAAAUCUUUGACAUGCUGCUCGCUGCAACGUCACGCUUCAGAGAACUCAAACUACAACGUGAAGAAUACGUCUGCCUCAAGGCCAUGAUACUACUUAACUCUAAUCUGUGCACGAGUUCCCCGCAGACGUCGGAGGAGUUGGCAAGCAGGAAGAAGCUUCUCGGCCUUCUGGAUUCUGUGAUCGAUGCCCUGGUGUGGUCCAUCUCAAAGAUGGGACUGAGCAGCCAGCAGCAGACGCUCCGUCUCGGCCAUCUCACCAUGCUGCUGUCGCACAUACGUCACGUCAGCAACAAGGGCAUGGACCAUCUGUCCAGCAUGAAGAGGAAGAACGUGGUCCUGGUCUACGACCUCCUCUUAGAGAUGUUAGACGCCAACACGUCCAGCAGCGCUCAUAUGUCGUCAUCCUCACCGCCUUCAGACUCGGACCACUACCUGGACGACCAAGCGCCCCUCCACCUGCGCUCCUCCGUCCAAGUCACGCCGCCCGAUGGACCCGGACAGGCCCUGAUCCUGGACAGACACCUGCAGGGCGGCGACAUCAUGGCGGCGGCCGCUCAGAGCAUGGUCAUCGCUCACAUGGCGACGCCCGCGGACAGCAUGUCAUGGUCUUUGGAUACGGGGGACGUUGCCUCGUCUUCGGCCAACACAACGGAUUUCUUGAUUCCCAAUGGCGUCGUCAUGGAAACCACUUCAGACGGCUGACUGGACUGAAACAGACUGAAUGCGUCCGUCAUCCAAAGACAAAAAAGUGCUGUGUCAUGAUAUUGUGAAUGUUUUUGUUGUUGCUGUCGAUGUUUCCUGUCAAAAAAAUGUUUUCUACUCUUCGUCACGCCGCCUUAAUGUCCGCCUACAGGUUGCCAUGACGACAGCUAACACAUUAGCCUGAUAAGCUCAAACUUUUCUACUCUUUGUACAAACUUUGUGUCAGCAAACUGCAAGUGUUAGCGUAGCUUUUUUCUCUUUACUCUGGUUAAAUGAAGGCUUCGGAUGAGUUAGCAGCUGUACGCUAAUUUCUUCUGACGAACAGCUUGCUUGGGCCCACCACCUGGUUUGUCGUACAGUGGAAAUUCGGUUUUCCUCAUUAAUUCGUUCGAAAAGAUCCAACAAAAAACAAGAUGAAAAACAGUAUGAAAACUGAGGCAAUUUUUCCUGUAGGAAAUAAUGUAAAUUCCAUUAAUACGUUCCAGACACCCAAAAGUAUGAACAAAACAUACAUUUUAUAGAGAAUAAUUAUAGUUUCCUAUGCAGAAAACAAUGCAAAUAAUUAUUAAAUGAGGAAUGGAUGGAACUUAUUUUUGAUGUGGACGUCCCGUACAUCCUGGCGAGAUAGAAUUCAAUUGUGUUUUUCAUCUUCUUUAUCAAAUUGCUGGCACUCACAACUUUGGCCCCAUGGCAGGUUAUUUAGCAGUUGCACUCAAUAAUGAAUGGACGGAGAGUCAGCUUUUGUGGAACGAUACGAUACCAGGAAAACAAAUGUUUGUUACAUGCAAUACUGUAUGACAACCGAGACUGUAUGACAAUCAGUGCAAACUUUUGACGAAAACUGAAUCAUACGAAAACUGAGGCGUACUAAGACCGAGGUUUGACUGUAUUUAGCAACGUAGCGUCAUUUUAGGCUAAAAAAAAAAAAAAACAUUAAAUAUUUUGGAUCUGACCAUGAUCAUGUUGGCCACGCAGUUAGGAGAUCUGGAAGAUCUAGGUUUGAAUCUCUAUUGGGCAUCUUUGUGCGGCGUUUGCAUGUUCUCACCCAUGCGUGCUUGGGUUUUCUCCGGGUACGCCGGUUUCCCACAUUCCAAAAAUAUGCAUGCUCGGUAAAUUGCCGACUCUGAAUUGUCCAUAGGUACGAACGUGAGUGUGAAUGAUUGUUUAUAUGUGCCCUGCGAUUGACGGGUGUACCCCGCCUCGCGCCCAAGUUCAGCUGGGAUAGCCUCGAGCAUACCCCGGUGACCCAAGUAAGGGUAACAGUCAUAGAAAAUGGAUCUGACCAUGACCCCCCUUUAAAGUAGCAUUAGCAAGAGCUCCACAUCAUGAACACUACGGUGACUAAAUGCUCAAUAUUAGCGAGUUCCGUAUUUUUUAACAUGCUACAAGUUAAUGUAUGAGUUUUGUUUGAAAUGUUUGCACUACAUGGCACUUUUAAUAAUACAUUUUUACCCUUUUCUGGAACACAACAUUCAUUGUGUUUGACGCUAACGUUAGCAUACCGACUUUCACCAUCAGGAGACCAAAACAUCAAAAGUUUCUCUAAAUGAGAGGAAUAGGAUACAUUUAAGUUUCUCUUGAAUUUAAGGCUUCAUUUGUGUCAUGUUGGACUUGGCACUGUCCACACUAGAACGUUCCUGAGAUUUUUUUUUUUGUUUUUUUUUUUUGCUGAGUUGAAAAAAAAAAAAGAGUCACAUCCACACUGUGCCGGGAUAGUUAAAUAGUUGAUGGGAACGAAUCGCUGGGUGAAAACGAUGUAAUACGCAAAGCACACCUAUGUGUGGCGCUGUCAACGAACAUGCGGGCGGAACCACAUGACACACCAAACCAUAGAAGAAGAAAGACAUACGACAAAGACAUUUUCAAGCCCCUUUUAGACUUACGAGAAGUGGAAUUACUUCUGCGAGUCAUUUUGGAGUGUAGACAACAAAAUAUGAGAAUGUUGACUUGGGUGAGUUAUGUCCGUUGAAAUAAUCAGAUAUGUUGGCUUAUCGUCACAGCUUGCUUCUGGUCACGUGACAUCAUCCUUCUCAUAUUGCCGGCAACGGUAAUUUGGCUCCCCACUCUGGAAGCCGUUUUACAAAAAUACCGUUUCAGCUCACCCCAGAACACCGUUCCUGUGCGGAUAAGAGGCUGAAACAAUAAAAUACUUUGCCGUUUUGACCUGAAAACGUUUGUGUGGAUCGCACACUAGACACAAAGACAAACAUCCUUUUGUUUUGCGCUUUUUGACGUUUUUCAACCGUUUGCGUCGUUGAAAGGUGAUCAGUGCGUCACGUAGUUGCUGUCAGUGGAGCCGGAGUACCAGACAUUUUGUUUUAGCACUGCUGAUAGCCGCAUGCUAACUCUUCUUAUUCUGUCUACUGUGGCUUCUGCACAUUUAUACACACACGUGUCGCUGAUGUUUAUUGUUCAAGCAUACAUGCUAUCAUAAAAAGAUGACAAAUAAAUCCAAACGU